Messenger RNA from Penicillium brevicompactum, 690 nucleotides. Its product is annotated as MARVEL domain-containing protein. Lineage: Eukaryota; Fungi; Ascomycota; Eurotiomycetes; Eurotiales; Aspergillaceae. Bases 1 to 690 code for a protein of 229 amino acids. The transcript has a single exon. The record is from RefSeq and is a predicted model, not a curated record.
AUGUCUUUCCUCGCCGUCCCCCUCUUGAAGCUGGGCUUCUCCCAAGCCAAAAAGUACAAAGCCAAGCGCGACGCUCAAAAGAACCAAGACGCAGGCGUCUACCCCCCAAACUACCAAACCGACGACUACCCACUCAGCGGCUACCCACCCGGCGCCGUCCCAGGCACAACAGUCGACUACACCGAAAGCAAAGGCUCCAAGCUCGCCUUCAUGCUCUCAGCCACCCUCCGCUUCCUCCAAUUCGUCUUCGGUCUCACCGUAAUCGGCCUCUACGGCCGCGACGUCCACCACGACCAUUCCCACAACCACGAAACGCAUUCUCAAUGGGUCUAUGCCCUCGUCGCAGCCUUCUUGGCUACAACAACCGCCCUCGUGAGCCUCGUCAAACCGUUCAUCAUGCGCAAGCUCAAAGUGGCCUCGAAUCCGGCCCUGCUUCUCCCGCAGUUCGUCUGGGAAUUCGUUCUGUGUGUCCUGUGGUUGGCGCUUUUCGGUGUCUUUGGGAAGAUGUAUAUUGGUGUUCAUCCGAAGGAGGACGCUGCUGAUGCUUCGAAGAUCAAUCGUAUGCGCCAUGCUGUUUGGAUUGAUGUUAUUAAUUUGGGUUUCUGGGUUAUUUCUGCUUCGUGGGUUUUGGUGCGCUGGUUGAAGAGUCGGAAGGGCGCUGCUGUUGAUGUGGAGAAGGGGGAGAUUUAG